AUGGUCACUGGGAAAGCCGUCCGGGCAGCGCGGGGAGGUGGCGGCUGGUUUCGAUGGGUGGAGGAGAAAGGCAUCUCACACCCACGGUGCCCUCCCUCUCUCCCCCUCUCUCUCCCGGCCCUGGCAACCUGCGGGCACUGCCAGCUCGCUCCUGCCCCCAACCCUCUCGGCAAGGAAGAGGACCUUGGGCUGGGGGCCAGAGGGAACAGAAAGAAAGAACAUUAUUUCUUACACUACCCCAGGCCCAGGUGCCCCGCUGGGAGAGUCACCCUGUCCCAUGGAAGGACUCCCUUCUACACACACACACUCCCACCCAGAUCCCAGCCCCAGUGA
Pipistrellus nathusii (Nathusius's pipistrelle) is the source of this 333-nucleotide messenger RNA. The record is from the annotation of a GenBank genome assembly. NCBI's taxonomy places the organism in Eukaryota, Metazoa, Chordata, Mammalia, Chiroptera, Vespertilionidae.